This is a messenger RNA of Huiozyma naganishii CBS 8797, 990 nucleotides long. It is a transcript of the gene PIR1, whose product is annotated as beta-1,3-glucan linked protein. Gene Ontology annotation, molecular function: structural constituent of cell wall. Bases 1 to 990 code for a protein of 329 amino acids. NCBI's taxonomy places the organism in Eukaryota, Fungi, Ascomycota, Saccharomycetes, Saccharomycetales, Saccharomycetaceae. The record is from RefSeq and is a predicted model, not a curated record. Gene Ontology annotation, cellular component: fungal-type cell wall. Gene Ontology annotation, biological process: fungal-type cell wall organization. The transcript has a single exon.
AUGCAGUACAAGAAGACCCUAGCAUCCGCUGCUAUCGCCGCCUCUGCCAUGGCUGCUUACGUCCCAACUGAGCCAUGGUCUACUUUGACCCCAGGUGCCACCUACGAAGGUGGUAUCACGGACUACGCCUCUACCUUCGGUAUCGCAGUCAUUUCCGCCCCAGCUACUGCCACCCACACCGUUGAAAAGAGAGACGGUGCCUCUCAAAUCGGUGACGGUCAAGUCCAAGCUACAAAGGCCGCUGCUGCCCCAGUCUCUCAAAUCGGUGACGGUCAGAUCCAGGCUGCUACCAAGACUGCCGCUGCCGCUCCAGUCUCUCAAAUUGGUGACGGUCAAAUUCAAGCUGCUACCAAGACUGCUGCUGCCGCUCCAGUUUCCCAGAUUGGUGACGGUCAAAUUCAAGCCGCUACUAAGACUGCCGCUGCUGCCCCAGUUUCUCAAAUCGGUGAUGGUCAAAUCCAAGCCGCUACCAAGACUCUAGCCCCAGCUGCCGUUUCUCAAAUCGGUGACGGUCAAAUCCAGGCUGCUACCAAGACUGCUCAAGCUGUCUCUCAAAUCGGUGACGGUCAAAUCCAAGCCGCUACUAAGACUGCCGCUUCUCAAAUCGGUGACGGUCAAGUCCAAGCUACCGCCAAGCCAACUGACGGUAAAGUCGAAAACAAAUCGCCAACUGACCCAGUCGGCGCCGUCUCCUGUAAGUCCACUGGUACUUUGCAAAUGAACGUCAAGGGCGGUAUCUUGACUGACGGUAAGGGCAGAAUCGGUUCCAUCGUUGCCAACAGACAAUUCCAAUUCGACGGUCCACCACCACAAGCCGGUGCCAUCUACGCUGCUGGGUGGUCCAUCACCCCAGCCGGUAACUUGGCUUUGGGUAAGCAGGACGUCUUCUACCAAUGUUUGUCCGGUGACUUCUACAACUUGUACGACCAACACAUUGGCUCUCAAUGUAACCCAGUUUACCUUCAAGCUAUUGCGUUGACUGACUGUUAA